GGAGGACCGACCGACCCGGGAGCCUUGAGGGGAGAGUGUGUGUAUCUCAUACAUGAAGAUAUUUACCAGUAACAAGGAGAAUGAGGUGGUUUGUAAUGGAAUUGUCGUUAUUUGGGAUUCGUUCCAGAGGAUGUCGUUCGUGUCUUCCAUGCUGGUGGUUCAAGGUUGCACAUAGCAGCAGAAGAAAUAUAAAAGGUAUUUUCAACAGGAAGUAUAGCACUCUCCCAGGGGACAUUAAGUCAUUGCGCACCAUUAUUAAUCCAGACAUCUCUAAAAUAAGGAACAUUGGAAUCAUGGCACAUAUCGAUGCAGGAAAAACCACAACCACAGAGAGGAUACUUUAUUAUGCAGGAUACACCAGGACACUUGGGGAUGUUGAUGACGGGGACACAGUGACCGAUUUCCUGACACAGGAGCGUGAGCGUGGGAUUACCAUCCAAUCAGCUGCUGUCACCUUUGACUGGAAAACCCAUCGGAUCAAUUUGAUAGAUACACCAGGUCAUGUGGAUUUUACAAUUGAAGUUGAACGUUCUUUACGUGUUCUUGAUGGAGCAGUGGCAGUAUUUGAUGCUUCAGCUGGUGUAGAGGCACAAACCCUGACAGUAUGGCGACAGGCAGACAAACAUCAUGUUCCUCGUAUAUGUUUCUUAAACAAGAUGGAUAAACCUAGAGCCAGUUUUUCCUACUCAAUUGAAAGCAUUAAAGAGAAGUUGAAAGUUAAACCACUUUUGCUACAGCUGCCCAUUGGAACAGGGAAGACAUUUAAGGGGGUAGUUGACAUAGUCACAAAUGAAAAAGUUCUUUGGUGCCCAAACUCCACUGAUGAUGAUGACGGCACGGUCUUCAGCCGAGAUCCUUUGACGCCAGCAGAUGGCCAUGAACUAUUAAAGGAAGCUAGAGAUGCAAGAUAUAGCCUCAUAGAACAAGUAGCAGAUCUGGAUGAUGAAUUUGCUGAAUUGGUUCUGGAAGGAUUAAGUGAGAACCUGGAUGCUGUUUCAGCUGAAAAUUUAAAUGCAGCAAUCCGCCGGGUCACGUUAGCACAAACAGCAGUACCAAUUUUGUGUGGAAGUGCACUAAAAAAUAAGGGCGUGCAGCUGUUAAUGGAUGCCAUCACAAUGUAUCUGCCAGCCCCAAAUGAAUGCCAGCAUGACUUUAUACGUUCUUAUGGGAGUGAUCUAUGUGCUCUUGCCUUUAAAGUUGUUCAUGAUAAACAGCGUGGACCUUUGGUAUUUCUUCGUAUCUACUCUGGGACUUUGAAACCUCAGUCAGCUGUUUAUAACAUCAACAAAAACUGCACGGAACGAAUGAGCCGUCUUUUACUACCUUUUGCUGAUCAGCAAAUCGAGAUCCCUGCGCUGCAGGCUGGAAAUAUUGCGCUGACUGUAGGACUCAAACAGACAGCCACUGGUGACACUAUAGUUUCAUCAAAGUCACUGGCAGCAGCUGCAGCCCGUCGAGCAGAGGUCGGCUCUGGGAAGAGACACAUUGAGCAGGAGAGACCAGUGCUGGCUACAGUCGAGAUUCCAGAACCUGUUUUCUUCUGUACAAUUGAGCCACCCUCUAUGGCGAAGCAACUAGAUCUGGACCAUGCUCUUGCCUGCCUUCAGCGGGAGGAUCCCAGUUUAAAAGUGAAGAUCGAUUCAGAUUCUGGUCAGACUAUUUUAUGUGGAAUGGGAGAACUGCACAUCGAGAUAAUCCAUGAUCGAAUCAAGAGAGAAUAUGGAAUUGAAACAUAUCUCGGACCCCUCCAGGUGGCUUAUAGAGAAACUAUAAUGGAGUCUUCCAACUCAAGUGAUACUCUUGACAGAACAGUAGGGGAUAAACGUAACCUGGUAACAACGGAGCUUUCUGUCCGCCCCUGGCUAGGGGAAGGGUCAAAAUCAAUACCUCUAAUUGAGAUUUCGGAUCACAUAAUGGAACAGUUUUCUACAGAAACUCACCGUGCUAUAGAAAAUGGAAUCAAAAACUCAUGUCUUCAAGGUCCUCUGUUAAGGUUCCCAGUUCAGGAUGUGGUGGUUACCUUGCAUUCUCUAAGUAUACAUCCUGGAACAUCCAUGCCAAUGAUUUCUGCUUGUGUGUCACGUUGCAUGCAGAAGGCAUUAAAGCAGGCUAGAAUCCAGGUGCUUGAGCCUGUGAUGAACUUGGAAAUCACAGUGGAUGAGAAUCGCCUGAGUGUGGUGCUGGCAGAUCUGGCUCAGCGAAGAGGAAACAUCCAAGAAAUUCAAAAUCGGUUAGACAACGGGGUCGUUUUGGCAUCUGUGCCACUUGCAGAAAUGAUGGGUUACUCAACUGUUCUUCGCACUUUGACCUCGGGUAACGCUACUUUCACUUUGGAGCUGUCCAGCUAUGAGCGGAUGAGUCCACAGGACCAAAACACACUCUUCAACAAGAUGAUGGGCACUAUGUGAGGUCCUGUUCAAAUGGAGAAACUGAUCAACUGACUGAUACUGUAAAUUGUACUGCAAAGGUGCACUUUCAUAUUGGAACAGAAAAUAAUUCACUGCAGUAUCACAGGAACACUGACUCUGGGGUUUCUGUAGGAUGUUCCAGAAAUCCCAUUGGGAAAAAAAACAUCUUCCUGGGACAGAAUUUCAGACUAUACCGAUCAGCGCUUAGGCCAAGAUUUAUGAUUCAAAAUCCCCAAUCUAUAUUAACUAAGAUAAUUGUCAAGAAGAUAAGAGUGUAAAGUGAACCUUGGUUGGGUAUGCACUGUUAGAAACCAUGAGGCAGAUCAUUCCAGCACAUCUUUAUCUGAAUCUAAGGACCCAAUAAUAUAAACAGUGAAAUUAUUUUACUGCUGUUUAGAUGCCAAAAAAGUUCCAUUAAAUUAAAAUUCAGACAUUAUCUUAAAUGUUCCUUAUUAUUCCAAAACCCAAGUAAAGUUUUAACUGUACAGUUAAUGUACCAUUUUGGAAGAGGUAAUAGCUUUUGGGAUUUUGCUUAUUCAGACUCAAAUUCUCUUUCCAAUACUUGAAACUUGGACAUUUAUAAUUUACAUUGAGCUUGUAGAAACUGUGUAUGGACAUGAAAACAAAACAGUCUCCACAAUGUUUUUUUAACCAUUGUCAGCCAUGUUCUAUCAUGUCCCUUAAGUAGAGUUUGCAUUUACUAUUCUAAACGCCAAAAUAAAUAAGGGGCAUGUUCUUUUUUCCUGUUUGUAUCAUCAAACUGAUGAAGAGUCUCAUCUGAAACAGUGAUUGUCCAUUUCCCUCACAGAUACUGCCUGACCUGCUGACUUGCUCUAGCAUCUUGUUUUUUGCUUCAGAUUCUAGCAUGUGCAAUCUCUUGUGUCUCCGUUAUAGGAAAUAAUGCUGGAUAAAUGAUCAAUUUGUCUGUUUCAUCCAAACUCAAUUCUAAUAUAAUUUUUAAAACAAUUAAGACAUGGGGCAGAGGAGAAUUAAAAUGCUAUUUCUUCCAAUUUUCCAGGAUUUUCUCAGCUCUUUCACUUAUGAUGUUAGAUUAAUGUGGAGUUCCUUCUGGAAGUUCAUGCCCAUUGUGUGAUUCUUAUGAACUCACAGCCUGAGGAACUCAAGCAGGUGGCACCUCAGCAGAGGUAUGGGAAGUUUGCUAGUGCUAUUGGAAGGAUUUAAAGUAGCUUGGUAGGAAGAUGGGAACCUCAAAGGGAAUUCACAUAGCAGAGAAGCAAAGCAAAAAGGGAAUUUAGCAAAGUAGUAAGUGGAGUCAACGGUAAUAAAAAGAAGUCAAGCAGCAAAGGGGGUCAAAGUACAAAAAGUUGUUAAAAUGACAAAAUCAAAGCCCCUGUAUCUGAAUGCCCACAACAUUCACUAUAGGAUAAAUGAAUUAUUUUCAAAUACAAGUAAAUGGGUAUGAUCUCAUUGCCAUUAGAGAAAUGUGGCUGCAGGAUGACCAAAGCUGAGAAGUAAAUAGUCCAGGGACAUUUAACAAGGAAAAGGAAAAGUGGGGGGGGAAUGCAACUUUAAUAAGGGCAGUGAUGAGAAAUGAUCAUGGCUGAGCAGAUGAUGAUGUACAACUAGAAUCAAUGUUGUUCUAUCCAAGAAGUAAGAAGGGGUAGAAAAUAUUGCCAGGAGUUAUUUAUAGGCCAUCAAAUAGUAGUUGUAAUAUUGGGCAUGGCAUAAAUCCAAUUAGAAAUGUAGUGUCUGGCAUAAUAAAAUAAUCAUGGGAGACUUAACUACAUGUCAUAGCUAAAGCUUUUUUGGAGAAAAACAGGCUUAGAGUUACCAUGGCUGAUUGUCCAGUUACACAUUAAACAAUCCAUCCUUG
Pristis pectinata (smalltooth sawfish) is the source of this 4242-nucleotide messenger RNA. It is a transcript of the gene gfm2, whose product is annotated as GTP dependent ribosome recycling factor mitochondrial 2. Gene Ontology annotation, cellular component: mitochondrion. Lineage: Eukaryota; Metazoa; Chordata; Chondrichthyes; Rhinopristiformes; Pristidae. Gene Ontology annotation, molecular function: GTP binding; translation elongation factor activity; GTPase activity. The coding region runs from base 81 to 2408 and encodes 775 amino acids. The transcript has 21 exons. The record is from RefSeq and is a predicted model, not a curated record. Gene Ontology annotation, biological process: mitochondrial translation; ribosome disassembly.